This is a messenger RNA of Momordica charantia (bitter melon), 3569 nucleotides long. It is a transcript of the gene PHOT2, whose product is annotated as phototropin 2. Gene Ontology annotation, cellular component: nucleus. The record is from RefSeq and is a predicted model, not a curated record. Gene Ontology annotation, biological process: protein phosphorylation. Lineage: Eukaryota; Viridiplantae; Streptophyta; Magnoliopsida; Cucurbitales; Cucurbitaceae. Gene Ontology annotation, molecular function: ATP binding; protein kinase activity.
AUUUCUUCCCUCCAAAUCUUCCCCAUUAUUUUACUUUAUUUUAUUUGUUUUCUCCCGCGGGGAAAUCUUCAUAAAGAGACAAGACUAUGGAUAAACUGGUGGCAAAUCAACGGCUAUCAUUGGAUGAGCUGCAUUUUACAUGGGGUAUGCAAUACCGUUGGGUGGGAGGCAUAUUUAAUGGCGAAUGGGGACGUUAUCUUCAACCGUCAUCCCCUCUGCACACCACCUGUUCGAUCAAAUUCUUCAGACAGCUUCUGGGUCUCAAAUUUCACUCUGGACCCCAAAAAAGAGGUCUUUGGGUUUUCAGAAUUCACUUCAUAGCUCUGAAUUCUACUCCAAGUCCUAUGUGGGAGCAACUUCUAAGUGGGUUCACUCUGCUUUUUUUGUCCAUAUAAUUGAAGUCAUGCUGGUUGCUCUGUCCACAAACUAAAGAGGGACAAAAUCAAUGGAGAACAACCGAGACGUCGGCAAUAGUGAGCCUGCAGACAAAUGGAUGGCAUUUGACAGAAAAUCAAAUGAAGCAGGAGAAGACAGAAAAAAUUCGCAAUCUUCUUCCAAAAGGGCGGUAACAACAGAAGCAAUUAUAGCAGAAAGGGCGGCGGAAUGGGGACUGGUGGUGGAGACAGACGUGGAGGAAGGCAGUUUCAAGGCCAUUGUGGGGAGAGCAUCAGGGGAGGGAGGCGGCAGCAAAAGGUCAUCGGAGAAAAUCAGUGACUCAGGAAGAACGUCUAGCUUUAGCAAAGAAACCUCGGGAGUUUUUCCGAGGGUAUCACAAGAGUUGAAGGAUGCUUUGGCUUCUUUGGAACAGACAUUCGUUGUCUCUGAUGCCACUAAACCGGAGUGCCCCAUCGUUUAUGCGAGCAGUGGGUUUUUUGGCAUGACUGGUUAUGCGUCUGAGGAAGUCAUUGGAAGGAACUGUCGUUUUCUUCAGGGACCAGAGACGGACCAGAAAGAAGUUGACAAAAUUCGAUAUGCAGUGAAAAACGGCAAAAGCUACUGCGGGAGGCUCUUGAACUACAAGAAGAAUGGCACUCCUUUCUGGAAUCUUCUGACAGUCACGCCUAUCAAGGAUGACAACGGCAAUACCAUUAAAUUUAUUGGAAUGCAGGUAGAAGUAAGCAAGUUCACAGAAGGUAUCAAUGAGAGAGCAUUACGACCAAAUGGGUUGCCUAAGUCAUUAAUCCGCUAUGAUGCUCGCCAGAAGGAAAAGGCAUUGGUUUCCAUCACAGAGGUUGUUCAAACUGUGAAGAAUCCUCGAUCUCAUAGUCGAGCUGUGAGUCACGACAGUACCAGGAAUAAAGAAUACUUAGAGAAGUUUAAUCUUGACCAUAUUCUUCCAAAGUCAGUUGAAGCUGCAAAUGAUACACCUGGUAGACAAACUCCUCAACAGGAUCCCAGAGAUGAUGGCUUAGGCAAGAAACCUAGGUUAUCGAGUCGCGUUUCUUUAAUGGGGUUUAAAGGGAGAUCUAUGAGCAGUUCAAGGAAGCUUGAAGAGACAAUAACCUUUGAACCGGAAAUUUUGAUGACUGAUGAAAUAGAGCGGUCUGAUAGUUGGGACCGUUCUGAAAUGGACAGAGAUGUUCGCCAAGGAAUUGAUUUAGCUACCACAUUGGAACGCAUUGAGAAAAAUUUUGUCAUUACUGAUCCAAGACUUCCUGACAAUCCAAUUAUAUUUGCAUCCGACAGCUUUCUUGAAUUGACAGAAUAUACACGUGAAGAAAUUUUGGGACGGAACUGCCGGUUUCUCCAAGGACCUGAAACAGAUCAAGAAACUGUCUCAAAGAUAAGAGAUGCAAUCAGGGAGCAAAGAGAAAUAACUGUUCAGUUGAUCAACUAUACCAAGACUGGUAAGAAGUUCUGGAAUUUAUUCCACUUGCAACCGAUGCGUGAUGAAACGGGAGAGCUUCAGUACUUUAUUGGUGUACAGCUAGAUGGAAGUGGCCAUGUGGAACCUUUGCAAAACCGCCUUUCUGAGACAGCAGAACAACAAAGUGCCAUGCUGGUUAAAGCCACUGCAGAGAAUGUCGAUGAGGCUGUUCGUGAACUUCCCGAUGCCAACUUGAGACCAGAAGAUUUAUGGGCAAUUCAUUCUCAACCAGUCUUCCCAAGGCCUCACAAGAAGCAUAAUCCUUCUUGGACUGCUAUACAAAAGAUUAUUCGACGUGGUGAAAAAAUUGGACUUCAACAUUUCAAACCAAUUAAACCACUGGGUUGUGGAGACACUGGCAGUGUUCAUCUGGUGGAACUUCUAGGUACAGACGAACUUUAUGCCUUGAAAGCAAUGGAGAAAUCAGCACUCUUGAAUCGAAACAAGGUCCACAGAGCAUGCAUGGAAAGGCAAAUCAUUGCGCUUCUGGAUCAUCCUUUUCUUCCAACACUAUACACUUCAUUUGAGACCCCUACACACGUUUGUUUGAUAACAGACUUUUUCCCUGGUGGGGAGUUAUUUGCAUUGCUUGAUAAGCAGCCAAUGAAAAUGUUUAAAGAGGAUUCUGCAAGGUUCUAUGCUGCAGAGGUCGUCAUUGGCUUGGAAUAUCUUCACUGUCUAGGAAUCAUUUAUCGGGAUCUGAAGCCCGAAAAUAUUCUUCUCCAAAAGGACGGACAUGUUAUUCUUGCUGACUUCGAUUUAUCACUUAUGACAUCCUGCAAACCACAGAUUGUGAAGUACCCAGUGACUAACAAGAGAAGGAGAUCUCGAAGUCAACCGCCCCCAGUAUUUGUUGCGGAGCCAGUCACACAAUCAAAUUCAUUUGUUGGAACUGAAGAGUAUAUUGCUCCUGAAAUUAUAACAGGCGAGGGCCACAGCAGCUCUAUUGAUUGGUGGGCUCUAGGUAUAUUGUUGUAUGAGAUGCUUUACGGUCGCACACCUUUCAGGGGAAAGAAUAGGCAGAAAACUUUCGGUAACAUCUUGCACAAAGAUCUCACCUUCCCGAGUAGCAUUCCGGUAAGUCUUGCUGCAAGGCAGUUGAUCAAUGCAUUGCUACAAAGAGACCCCGCCCGACGUUUAGGAUCAAGUACAGGUGCAAACGAAAUCAAAGAGCACCCAUUUUUCCAAUCAAUCAACUGGCCGCUGAUCCGAUGUAUGGUCCCACCACCAUUAGAAUCACCUCUUCACCUGACUGGGAAAGAUGAAAAGGCCAAGGUCGUAAACUGGGAAGAUGAUGGGGUGCUUAGUCCAAUGGAUAUGGAUUUUUUCUGAAGGUUCUCACCAGAGCAACUCAACAUGCAUUACAAUGGUUAGCUUUUUCCUGUUAGAAGUUGGUAACUGUCUUUAUGCAGGGCUGGUUAGGCUUGUACAAGUCAAAGUUUGUCGCGGUUGCACAUAGUCGGUAAGUCCCAGUUUGUUACUGGGACACAUAGCUACCCCGAUAACCGCUGUUUGUUAAUGUGAGGCCUUCACUGUGAUCGAAGUUCCGAUGCCACCGGGAUGGGAUGACAGGUGAUUUGUAUUUCAUGGUCAUAACCAUUCUACCUUAAGUCUUUGUAUGUAAUGACUGUCCAUAUAACAAGGAACGGAUAAUAAAAUUUUCAGCAAUAAUUAGAUGUACUCGUCUCUUUUUAUUGUGAUA